AUGCCGCCACGAGGAGCCCGAAAGGCGGUUGAGGUCAAACGAGAACUAGAGGACGACGAACUACGUUCCCCUAGAAGACAGUCAAAGCGCGUCAAAUCGGCCGCACAAGCAAGAGCUUCAAAAUCCACUGUCGCAACUGAAGAAGAGGUUAAGGAGGAGGUAAAAUUAGAGGCAUUCAUUGAGGCCAAAAAAGAGGAAGCUGAGGAACAAACCACGGCCAAGAAGACGACAAGGAAGAAAACUACCAAGAAAGAUCAAGCGGAGAUCAUGCCUUUGAGGGCUCGCACGCAGGGUCUGCGGAUGUUCGUUGGGGCUCAUGUGAGUGCCGCUGGAGGUGUUUUCAAUGCUGUGAAUAAUAGCAAGCACAUCGGUGGCAAUGCUUUCGCCCUAUUCAUGAAAUCACAGAGGAAAUGGGACAACCCUCCGCUGCAGGAUGAACACAGAGAUAGUUUCGUCAAGCUUUGCAAAGAGCAUGACUAUGAUGCUUCGAAAUAUGUUCUUCCUCACGGCUCCUACCUCGUGAACCUGGCGCAGGAGGACAAGGAUAAAGCCAAGCAAGCAUACGACGCAUUCUUAGACGACCUUCAACGAUGCGAAGCUCUCGGAAUCCAGCUGUACAAUUUCCAUCCCGGAAGCGCAAACAAGACUCCAUUUCCCAGCGCACUCGCUCGGCUCGCAAAAGCUCUGACGAACGCACUCGCCGCCACAUCCACCGUCGUACCUGUCCUAGAAACCAUGUGCGGCCAUGGUACAACAAUUGGUGGCUCUUUAUCUGAGUUCCGCGACCUUCUUGUACUCAUUCCGAAAGAAUACCAUCCGCGCAUUGGUAUCUGCAUAGAUACAUGUCAUAGCUUUGCAGCAGGCUAUGAUCUAGUCUCUCCAACCGGAUUCAAGGCAUUUUUACAGGAGUUCGAAGACCUAAUCGGCAUCCAGCAUCUACGUGCUCUUCAUCUCAAUGACUCCAAGGCACCCGGUGGGAGCAAGCGUGAUUUACACGCAAACAUUGGAACAGGUUUUCUGGGCCUAAGAGCCUUUCACAACGUCAUGAAUGAACCUCGCUUUGAGGGUAUACCCAUGAUUCUCGAAACGCCGAUUGACCGAGUGCCCAGUGCAGCUACUAACGGAGCGAAAGAAGAUGAAUCAGAAGAGGAGAAAGUCGAGUCAGAUGCCAGCGAUGACGAAAUCAAGCCAAAGAAAGCCAAAACCACCAAGAAAAAACAACAGAAGAAGCCAGCUGCAGCCAAAGCAGUCCCUGAUUUCUCUAUCUGGGCUCGUGAAAUCGAGCUCCUCGAGUCUCUGAUCGGGAUGGAUCCCGAGAGUGAUGAGUUCCGUGCCCUUGAAGCUAAACUCUCCGAAGAAGGCCGAGAAACGCGGGAGAAGCAAAUGGAGCAGUAUCUACGGAAGCAGGAGACCGAAGAGAAGAAAAAGGCGAAGAGUGGCGGGAAGCAGAAAACGCUGAUGGAAAUGAUGAAUGGGAGCAAAGGGAGGGCCAAAGCGAGUCAGAAGAAACAGUAUGAGACGGAGAGUGAGGAUGAGGGUUGCCAGAGCUGUUGA
Aspergillus mulundensis is the source of this 1554-nucleotide messenger RNA. Its product is annotated as DNA-(apurinic or apyrimidinic site) lyase APN1. Bases 1 to 1554 code for a protein of 517 amino acids. NCBI's taxonomy places the organism in Eukaryota, Fungi, Ascomycota, Eurotiomycetes, Eurotiales, Aspergillaceae. Gene Ontology annotation, biological process: base-excision repair. Gene Ontology annotation, cellular component: mitochondrion; nucleus. Gene Ontology annotation, molecular function: DNA binding; zinc ion binding; DNA-(apurinic or apyrimidinic site) endonuclease activity. The transcript is spliced from 4 exons. The record is from RefSeq and is a predicted model, not a curated record.